Molecule: messenger RNA, 1186 nt
Organism: Brassica oleracea var. oleracea
Lineage: Eukaryota; Viridiplantae; Streptophyta; Magnoliopsida; Brassicales; Brassicaceae
Exons: 4
Coding region: 353-1171 (272 amino acids)
Source: RefSeq, a predicted model, not a curated record
GUUUGGGCCAUGAAUCCCGUUUCAUAAAAAUUUGACGUGAUAUUAGCUGGGCCAUAAAGCCCAUUAUUUCUAGAUGCAGAGAACUGAGAAAUGCCGACUCGAGAUCCCCCUUCGUCAGUCCUUCAACCCUACUUCCCUCUAUCAAUUCAGUACCUUUUGAUCUUCCUCUUCUCCGUUCCGUUUCACGAUUUGAUCCUCGAACCAUCAAUACAUCCUUCACUUCGUCUCUCUUUACUCUCAUUUAUGGAUUCGCUUUGCUCUUCUCAUCAAGAUUUUAUUUAUAAAGCUCUCGAUCGAAGUUUUAUUUCGAUCAAACUGCGUUCUAUAUUCUCAUUAGUACAUCGCUAUUGCAAUGAGUUCCAAUGGAAAAUCUGCGUACUCUGGUGAUUCCCGCUCGGAGAAACCAAAAGACGGUGAGGCUGGCGACUUUUCCGGUCCGAUCAAGCCUAUCGGCACACACGAUGUCUCUUCCGGCCUCUCGAUCGGCGAUCCCCGCUCGAAGAAAGCCAAAGGCGAUGCUUUGGUAUCCUCUCCAAGUCUGACCAAACCCAGCGGCAAUAGAGGUGUCUCUUCCGGCGUCUCGAUCGGCUCACCUAAUUCGAAGAAUCCCAGUGGUCCGAUCAUUCAGACCGCAAAGACCAGUGUCUCUUCAGGCGUAAGAAGCAAAGCCGCUGUCUCCUCUGGUGUCAGGGGAAAAGCUAUUGUCUCCGCCAACGUUGGGAGAGUGAUGCCUUUCAAAGACGUGAAAUUUGGACCUCAUGAAGGCGAGUUGAGGUUUCGGUUGAUCCACUUUUGGGAAGCUCGCAAUGUUCAGACGAAGUUGCUUAUCGGUCUCGAAAUGCUUCUCAUCGACCAAGAGGAAACUAUUAUUCAGGGCUUCAUCCCAGCUGGGAGGAUGGACACUUAUUUGCCACACAUGAGAGCUGGUGGCAUUUACAGGCUCAAUAAUUUUUUUGGGUCUAAUAACAAGACAUUGUAUCGGGUAUCCGAGCCAAGUGUCACCAUCACCUUCUCAUCGACCUCUGUCCUCUCUAAUCUAGAGGACAGUUUGGUUUGUUUCCCUGAGGACCGUUUCCGAUUCUAUGGAUAUGAGGAGUUCAAUGCUGCCUGCGACUUGAAAGGGGAUCUUUAUGAUUAUGUUGGCCACAUCAAACUUGUGAAUCCUCAAUGACAGUCUCAUGGUAGA